UGUUUCAUCUCCCCCAACAUCAGCCCCUGAGGAUAAGCAGCCAGCAGGGCCCUCAGAAGCGCUGCCUGUUCGUGUGCAGGCAUGGAGAGAGGAUGGAUGUGGUGUUUGGCAAGUACUGGCUGUCCCAGUGCUUCGAUGCCAAAGGCAGGUACAUGCGCAGCAACCUGAACAUGCCUCACAACUUACCUCAGAGGAGCGGUGGCUUCAGGGAUUAUGAAAAGGAUGCUCCCAUCACCGUGCUGGGCUGCACCCAGGCCAGGCUCGUGGGUGAAGCCUUGCUAGAAACCAACACCAUUGUAGAUUACAUCUACAGCUCGCCCUCGCUGCGCUGCGUGCAGACAGCCCACAACAUCCUGAAAGCCACAAGUGACAGAAGGGGUGACAAAGCACAGCCACAAGUCCUGGAGGCUCCCUGA
Zonotrichia albicollis (white-throated sparrow) is the source of this 416-nucleotide messenger RNA. The record is from RefSeq and is a predicted model, not a curated record. Lineage: Eukaryota; Metazoa; Chordata; Aves; Passeriformes; Passerellidae.